This is a messenger RNA of Stylonychia lemnae, 456 nucleotides long. Lineage: Eukaryota; Ciliophora; Spirotrichea; Sporadotrichida; Oxytrichidae. The record is from the annotation of a GenBank genome assembly.
AUGGUCUUGGCAAGAGCUUUCAUGAUGUUGGGAAAUGGAAUAUCUUUUGCAUUAUGUACCCAGGAGGAUUAUUUGAUGAAAAUUAAGAAAAGGUACCAGAGACUACUAAAAUUUUUGAAAAAGAACUGCCUGAUUAGAAAGAGCAUGCUUUGUUUAGUGAAAUGUCACCAAAUCUCUAUAUUAGACCUCACAAUGGUUAGGAUUCAAAGAAACUCAGAGUUAUUCCCGAUUAUUGGAGCUGAUGGUGGAGCUAAAAUUAGAGUUGAAGAAGAUUGGGUUUACUUUUAAAAAUGCUUAGGUAAAAAGAAGAUACCAAACUUUCAUCUAGCACGCAAGUUCUUGAAGCAGUUAAAAAAUCUUCCACCCAAUGAGGGUUGGUGGGUUUAAAAAAAUCAAUCUAGCCAAUUUUGCGACGAAAAUUUAAAGGAAACCCCUUAAUGUAAGUAAGAACUUUGA